Molecule: messenger RNA, 1269 nt
Organism: Arctia plantaginis
Lineage: Eukaryota; Metazoa; Arthropoda; Insecta; Lepidoptera; Erebidae
Source: the annotation of a GenBank genome assembly
AUGGCACAAUACAAUUUUGAAGGUGCAAUAGAAACUAUAGCUGAACCUCAACUACAAUUCAUACAUAAAAUAAUCGUUGAAAAUGGUUUUGAAAACAGUAAAGUGACCUUCGAGAUGGUUGGCAAACCUGGUGAUAAUUUUCAGGCAAAUGUGAAAAGAAUUAAAGUAGAAGGCGAAAAGGGUACUCUACAGAUGAUAGCGAAAAUAGCAUCUACAAAUGAAACUGCACGACAAAUGUCGAUGACUCCUAUAGCGUUUAGAAACGAGCAGGUCCUGUAUACAGAAGUCUUUCCAAUAUUUGAGCAGCUACAACGAGAUGCAGGUAUUCCAGAAUCAGAACAUCUUAAAUAUGCGAAAUGUUAUGGUGCUCAGUUAGAUCAACCACAUGAAGUAAUUCUUUUAGAAGAUUUGAAAAUUUCACAAUUCGAAAUGUUGGACAAAUUCAAGCCGCUUUCAAGCGAUUGUGUUAAACAUGUCUUGAAGAAUUUUGCUAUACUGCACUCCUUGUCGUAUGUAUUGAAGCACAAGAAUCCAGAAAAAUUCAAUGCUUUAAAAGAAAAUUUGGUUAAUUCCUUUGAACUUAUGGCUGGGAAUGAUUUGAUGAAAAUGUACUUCAUGGGAAUCGAAAACGAUACGCUUUCCAUCCUAGAAGAUCCUGCGCAUAUAAGCUGUUUUAAGAGUAAAUUUACAGAUGCAUUUAACAGUGGUGCAAAGUUGUCGAAAUCCGAUACUAACUGCAAGUAUAACGUGAUACAGCAUGGUGACCCCUGGACAAACAACUUCUUGUUUAAGUAUCAGGAUGGCAAAGUAGUAGAUUCUGUCAUGGUUGACUACCAACAGACUAAGAACUACACUCCCGUGACUGAUAUAUUGGGGCUGAUCUUCAACUGCACAGACUAUGAAACCAGGAAACAAAACUUCUACGACUGGAUAGAUUAUUAUCACUCAGAAUUAGAUCAAUCUUUGGCUAAUUUCACUCUAAAAGCCAAUUACAUAUAUCCUCGUGACAAAUUAGACGCCGAUUUAAAGCGUUAUGGAAAAUUAAUGUUUGGUCUAUGUGUACUUAUGGCCAGUAUGAUGUCGAGGAAGUCAGAAGAAGCUUCCAAACUGAUGGAGGGGAUGAUGAACCUGGACAAUACAAAUGAUGAAAAGUUGGCAGAAACAGCACAACAGAUGAGUAUUCAGUCCGGUGAUAAUGAAGUACAGGAGACUUAUAAAAAUAAAAUCAUUGGGUUGAUUAAUAGUUUCACUGAGUUUGGGUUAUUCUAA